Messenger RNA from Jaminaea rosea, 614 nucleotides. RefSeq lists its product as hypothetical. The coding region runs from base 134 to 514 and encodes 126 amino acids. The record is from RefSeq and is a predicted model, not a curated record. The transcript is spliced from 4 exons. NCBI's taxonomy places the organism in Eukaryota, Fungi, Basidiomycota, Exobasidiomycetes, Microstromatales.
CACCCACCUCUAACGAGCGCUCAAGGAAGUUUCUCGCCUACACCGCCACCGCAGCUGCUCGUCGCGCUCUCAUCAGUCCUACGGUCAAGCAACAGGCACUCCUUUUACCGAAGGUCAAGGCUCGUGCAUCCCAAUGACACGCCCUGUUCAGUGCAGCGUAUGCGAGGAAUGGUUCCCAAACAGUGCUGACAGAUCACAAGUACGAGGAGCACCCUGCGCAAUUUCCUGUCAUGAACGUGCUCAUGAUCAUUUGUCCGCACGAAAGCUCGUCGCGCUGGACUUACCAUUCUCCUCGCACCUCUCUUCUCUUCGUAGCCUUAGAAUGCGAGGAGGCGCCCCGACCUCUCGGUGCGGUAUUGGAGGUUGUGAGAGACGAUUUCCUAGUCCAGAGCUCCUCGUACGCCACCAGCUAGCUAUACACGGCAGAGUGACUGAACAGGCGCUUGAGGAGGAAUCAAGCGACGUGAUGGAUGGUGAGGAUCAGGAGGCCGAGAGCAAGAAAGGGGGGAGCUAGGAGGGCGAGCCGGGCUUGGAAGGGGAGGGAGAAUUGUUCGAGAAUGGAGAGCUUGUCAUCGCCGCCGUCGAACGACAAGGAAAAUCCGGCACGACUAUCC